AUGCACCCCGCUGCAAAAAUCCCACAGGGUAGAAGCAAGGGGCAGAAAAGGUCCAUGCCUAACUCUCCCCCGGAAUCACCAACACUUCAGCCUGUUCCUGCACCACCUACUUGGGAAGACUGUCCUGAUAAUACUUAUGAGCAAGACCAAGGCUCAUUCGAGCCUUUGCAGCUUCCAAAACAAUGGCAAGUGAAUAGCCAGAAUGACUACCUGAGGCAAUGGCUCCCAAGGCAGGAAUCAUAUCUGCAUCACCUCCUGGAUCAAGAAGCUCCUCCAGAAGAUAGGAGAUGUGUCGUCUGUGACCAGGAUGGGGUCUACAAAUGUCAAGAUUGUCUUGGGGAGCCACUCUAUUGCACGGGAUGUUGCAGGAGUCAACAUUGUCGCAAUCCUUUCCACUGGAUCAGUCAAUGGAAUGGUCAGUUCUUUGAGCAAAGUUGUCUCGCUCAUGUCGGACUCGUCAUACACCUUGGUCAUGAUGGCAAAGAAUGUCCUGCACUCACAAAUAGGUGGGAUUUGUUCGAAGGAGACAGACCUGAGGACCAGCUUGAGCCUGAAGAUCUACCAUCCAUGUCGGGACCAGAGUUCUGGCCUAAGGAAAACACCAUGGUCAUCGUCAACAAGUCCGGAGUUCAUCGCCUCGAGGUUCGAUGCUGCAAUUGUCCAAACACCAUGAGUCCGGACAUUCAAAUGUUUCGACAUGGAUUUUUUCCUGCAUCAUUCAACAAACCGAAGACUGUGUUCACCUUCAGAGUGCUUGACAAUUUUCUAUUGGACAACCUAGAAUGUGGCACCUCCACAAUGAACUAUUACAGCAAGCUCCGGCGAAUGACCUCCAGCAUGUUUCCUCACCUUGUUCUGCCUGGGAUCAACAUAUCCUUGUCAGGGAAUGAAACACUUGAUGACUGGAAAUAUACCUGGUCAUUUGUGAUGGACGGUAAUUUCAAAGCUGAACACUUGCAUCCCAUCAAGCCAUUUGAUGAAGUAUGGCUUGCAGAUGGGCUGGGGUUCAUGGUGGGAAAUGACAGCUGCAACAAUCACCGGGCGGUAAAUCAAGCAAAUGCGGCUCGGCACAAGCUGGAGUCGAUGGGUAUCGGGGGAGUUGCUUGUGCCCACCACGGCUGCUUUGUCCCUCAUGCGAUGGUCGAUUUUCAGAAAGGCAUUGGCUGGAUGGAUGGAGAGAUCAUGGAGACUCUCUGGGCACAUCUCAACCUAAUUUCCCCCACUGCUCGGGGAAUGUCGUCCCCUCAUCGACAGGAAUGUCUCGAUUUUCAGAUGAAUGAUUCCAACUUCUGCAAGAUGAUCUGCAUAAAAAGGACCCUUUGCUGUAAAUACAAGCAGGCAAAAAAUUGCAUUGCUGAAAGUGAAAAGGCUUUCGACAGACUCGAUGAAGCAGCACCCGCUAAUUUGAAGACAGAAUGGUUGGCCAAGGAGAGGAUCGCUCAAUCCAGCAGAAUAAAUGAUCCUGCGGCGAUGGAUGUUUACAAGAUAAAUAUCAAGAAGGCACCAAGCAAAAAGGAGAUCGAACUUAGACUGCUAGAGCAGGGUAAUGCCCAUAAUGCAGCACCAUCUCGGAGAUCUGUGGCGACAUGGAUAUCUAUGGGGUUAACAAUCGAGGAGGCUUAA
Molecule: messenger RNA, 1623 nt
Organism: Suillus bovinus
Lineage: Eukaryota; Fungi; Basidiomycota; Agaricomycetes; Boletales; Suillaceae
Exons: 8
Coding region: 1-1623 (540 amino acids)
Source: RefSeq, a predicted model, not a curated record